AUGGCGAUGGGUGCUGCUCUCUUCCUGCCGCACAGCGACUGCUGCAUUUUUCGCCUGGGCACUCUCGCCAGUCUGGAUUUCGAUGAAACCAAAAAAAGUUCCUCCUUCUCCUCCUUGGAGGACCUUCAAUCACUUUUCGAAGACACCUCUGAGGCCUACCGUCUGCAUAUAUUGCGAGACGUGCGACUUCGGCUUCCCUUGUCUCCGGUGGCUGAAGGGAAGAAUUUGUCUGAACCUAACAGUCAACUAAUAACAGGAGGGGAGGGCAAGACUGGAAGGCCUUCAAUAAAAGUGUUUAAGCCACUCUUCUAUAGUUAUGACGGCAGCCUCGCCUCCAUUUCCCUCUCGACAACGCGACAAAUACCAACAGAAGUUGUCAUUAUCCGGCAAACUCAGGUGGGAAUUUUGAUCGUGCACUUUGGUUCCAAUGUUGCUCCCGGGAACGCCAUUCAGUUUGUCGAAAAAUUCUCGCUAAAUCUACCGAUCCUAUCAGACAAGGCAGACAAACAAUAA
Molecule: messenger RNA, 513 nt
Organism: Dibothriocephalus latus
Lineage: Eukaryota; Metazoa; Platyhelminthes; Cestoda; Diphyllobothriidea; Diphyllobothriidae
Source: the annotation of a GenBank genome assembly